AUGGACCUGCCCCAGAUCGAGUCGCUAGGGGAGACAUUGUCUGCUUCGACUGAGCAGCAACGCAAGAUCUCAGUGAGGGGCACAACCUCCUCACUGGCAACACGAUACGAGCACUGGCGCAUGCUGUUGCUGCAGGCCCGGGGCGAGCUGGAAGCCUUGAUCGAUUUCUCCGAAGACCAACACUUUGACGAAUCACCUGCUGUUCUAUGCGCCUCCGUCGCAACUCAAGUCCGUGCCUUGCAGGUGCAGAUGGAGGCGCACGUUGCCAACGCCGUUCGUGGAGAGAUGCUGCGCAAUGGCAUUAGCAUUGCGCUUCUCGGUGCACCCAACGCAGGCAAGAGCAGUUUGCUGAAUCGCAUAGUUGGGAGAGACGCUGCUAUCGUCUCUGAGGAAGCUGGCACAACGCGCGACGUGGUUGAGAUAGGAUUGGAUCUGGGUGGGUGGCUUGUCAAGAUUGGAGACAUGGCCGGCCUUCGCCAGGCUGGUGUCGCAGGUGCGAGCGUCGUUGGGGCCGUUGAACAGGAGGGCAUCAAGCGCGCGAAGCAACGAGCACUCGAAUCAGACGUGCUGAUUGUCGUUCAAGACGCCACAGCCGAGAUGGAUCCUGAGGUCAUGGCGACGGCAAAGCAGUGUGCUGAUGUCGGCAUCGAGGUCAUUGUUGCUCUCAACAAGCGCGACCAACUUUACACGUUCGAUAUCUCGCGGGCGAAAUGGGAAGAAAAGAUUCACUCCGUCCUGGGCCUCUCUAAAGACCGCCUGUGCUUCAUUACAUGUAAGCCGCUCACAGGGCCGAUACCUUAUCCAACUAGCGACAACAUCCCGGAAUUCCUCACUAUCUUGCAGGAUACUUUCAAGUCUAUGACAGCCGCGUUAGUUCCUGACUCGGAUCCCGAUCCAAGCAUUUGGCAAGAGUCAUUAGGCGCAACCGAGCGUCAACGUCUUCUUCUCUCCGAAUGUCUCAGCCACCUUUCCGCCUUCCUCACAACCGUAACCGAGCCCUCGGCCGAUACAACCAGAACCGGUGAGGAACUACCAGGCGAGGCCGACGAGGUCGAUAUUGUGGUCGCUGCAGAGUGCCUUCGCUCCGCCGCCGACGCAUUGGCCCGCAUCACAGGCCGGGGUGGUAGCGGCGAUGUGGAAGAGGUGUUGGGGGUCGUUUUCGAAAAGUAA
Alternaria arbusti is the source of this 1170-nucleotide messenger RNA. RefSeq lists its product as uncharacterized. Gene Ontology annotation, molecular function: GTP binding. The coding region runs from base 1 to 1170 and encodes 389 amino acids. The record is from RefSeq and is a predicted model, not a curated record. The transcript has a single exon. NCBI's taxonomy places the organism in Eukaryota, Fungi, Ascomycota, Dothideomycetes, Pleosporales, Pleosporaceae. Gene Ontology annotation, cellular component: mitochondrion; cytoplasm. Gene Ontology annotation, biological process: tRNA methylation; tRNA wobble uridine modification.